AUGCCGAUUGCAGAACAAACAGAGGCUGUUGCCGCUGAAGGCAUCGCUAGUUCUAUGGAGCACGUGGAACACGUCACCUCCGUUGGACCGUGGGCUCUCCGACGGGACAGCAAUGCAAGCUGGGCGGCUAUUAGUAGUCCAGGCGCCCGUUCCAGCAGACGAGGCCCUAUAUCCAGUACCAUCGCAAGUCCGGGCUCGGGGACCCCCCACUCCCGCAACCCGUUCAGCGACGCAUUCGGCGCCAGCCUCGUCGCCAACGACAUCCAUCGGAAUCGGGACACAUCGGAGGCGUCAAGUUCAACGGCGGUGGGAUCGAGUGUAGGUGAGAGACACGCUCAAGUUGUAAACGGGAAAUCAGAGUUUACAAGGACCAUAGAGGAGGUGGACCGCCAGACGGAGGAAAUCCAGCACAUCCUGGACGGGGAGGCCAUUGCGGCGAGCAACGAUGAGGCCGAGAGACGGAGGUACAACGAGGCAAGAGCAGAGAGACCACCAAGGCGCCUGAGCCGAUGGUCGCGGCCUCUGGCAUUGUUCGCAGCUCGGCGGCGGAGGAGCAGCCAGUCCUCGAUAGACACCGAGCGCCACUUUGCCAACGCGCUCCACCCACUGCAUGCCGACCACUGCCAGGCGUGCAGGCAGAACUCUUCGGUCGCAAUGGCAGGAAUAUACAUGCUGGCCAUUACGACGGUCGUUGCCAUCCCGAGCCCGUUCAUCUUGAUCAAGGUGUUGCCGGACAAGUCCACCCCGAGCUCGCAACUCAACCUGUACUUGGUGAUGGCGAACCCGAGCGCGAUAUUCAACAGCCUGCUCAUGAUUGCUUGGGUUGUGCUGGCCGGGCUCAGAUGGCCCGCCUGGCGAGAGAAGAGCGGAGUCGGCUUCGCCAAGCAGUGGCUCGUCUCUUUGACAGUCGGGCUGGGUUUCUAUUUCCUGGUGGCGGGGGUGCUGUAUGCAUGCUCGAAGUGA
Cladophialophora carrionii CBS 160.54 is the source of this 963-nucleotide messenger RNA. RefSeq lists its product as uncharacterized. Lineage: Eukaryota; Fungi; Ascomycota; Eurotiomycetes; Chaetothyriales; Herpotrichiellaceae. The transcript has a single exon. The record is from RefSeq and is a predicted model, not a curated record. Bases 1 to 963 code for a protein of 320 amino acids.